AUGAGAGUGAAGGUGGGCAAUACUGUGGCGGGCCUUGAGGGCCAGAAACUUACAGGGGAUUGGCGAUUCCCCGCCUUGAAGGGCGCGGCACCUUUCCAGGGGGAAGAAACUCCACUGGAGAAGUGCGGGGCCGGGGAGCCUCUGAGUCCGAGGACGCCGGUAAGAAAGGAGGUCCCGGUGUGGAUCGCGAGGGAGCGGGGCGGCCAGUGCGGCAGCGGUGGCCUCGGGCUCACCAGCGGGAAGCAAGCGGAGGGCGCGCACAGGGCUCAGGAUGUUGGACCCGAAGGGGCACGCGCUGCAACACCUUGGAAAGGGGGCGCGGACCGGCAGGCAGAAAAGGAGCGGAAAGAGAAAGAGGCCGCAAGGAGGAAACGGUGCUGGCGCACUGGGCGCCAGGGGGCCAGGAGGUGCUUCCGGCUGCGGCGCACGGGCCGCCCCUCUCCGGAGCCGAGCCUGGCCGCGCGCCGAGGGGCGGGGGCGGCAGGGCCCGGGGCGCUGACCUCGAGAGCCGAAGAGUCUGCGCCCGGUCGGCUGCGCCGCGCGGGCGGCCCCGGGCCUCGCCUCCUGCCGCCUCGGGUUACGCGGCGGCCAUCAGCGCGCACCUCAUUAAUAAGGCCUGACAGGCCGCCGGCUCCGCGGCCAUCCAUCACGCUGCCGGCGCGGGGCUGCGCGGGGCGCCGAGCCGAGGGGAGGGGACGCUGCGCGGGGGCGGGCGGCGCGCGGGGCGCUGGAGCCGCGGUUGUGCGAGAGCGCGCGCGCGCACGCAGGAGGCAGGAGCCGCCCUCCUCCUGCGCCCGCGCCUUCGCUUAG
Messenger RNA from Elephantulus edwardii (Cape elephant shrew), 810 nucleotides. RefSeq names its product serine/arginine repetitive matrix protein 3-like. Bases 1 to 810 code for a protein of 269 amino acids. NCBI's taxonomy places the organism in Eukaryota, Metazoa, Chordata, Mammalia, Macroscelidea, Macroscelididae. The transcript is spliced from 2 exons. The record is from RefSeq and is a predicted model, not a curated record.